This is a messenger RNA of Elephantulus edwardii (Cape elephant shrew), 1938 nucleotides long. RefSeq names its product galactosidase, beta 1 (gene GLB1). The record is from RefSeq and is a predicted model, not a curated record. Bases 1 to 1938 code for a protein of 645 amino acids. Gene Ontology annotation, cellular component: vacuole. The transcript has 16 exons. NCBI's taxonomy places the organism in Eukaryota, Metazoa, Chordata, Mammalia, Macroscelidea, Macroscelididae. Gene Ontology annotation, biological process: carbohydrate metabolic process. Gene Ontology annotation, molecular function: beta-galactosidase activity.
AUGGUCUACCUUCGAUCUUGCGCAGUGGUUGCUAAUAAUGCCUCCCUGAGGACCUUCGCCAUUGACUACCACCAGGACUGCUUCCUCAAGGAUGGCCAGCGGUUUCGCUACAUUUCAGGGAGCAUUCACUAUCACCGCAUACCCCGCUUCUACUGGAAAGACCGACUGUUGAAGAUGAAGAUGGCGGGGCUGAAUGCCAUCCAGAUGUACGUGCCCUGGAACUUCCACGAGCCCCAGCCGGGGAAGUACCAGUUUUCCGACGACCACGAUGUGGAGCAUUUUAUCCAGCUGGCUCAUGGACUGGGUCUGCUGGUCAUCCUGCGGCCUGGCCCGUACAUCUGUGCGGAGUGGGACAUGGGGGGAUUACCUGCUUGGCUAUUAGAGAAAGAAUCCAUUUGUCUCCGUUCUUCUGAUCCAGACUACAUUGCCGCCGUGGAUAAAUGGUUGGGAGUUCUCCUGCCUAAGAUGAAGCCUCUCCUCUAUCAGAACGGAGGGCCGAUAAUCACCGUGCAGGUUGAAAACGAGUAUGGCAGCUACUUUACCUGUGAUUACAACUACCUGCGCUUCCUCCAGAAGUGCUUCCGCCGCCACCUCGGGGAUGAGGUGCUUCUGUUCACCACCGAUGGUCUAUCUGCGAAGUCAGUGGGGUGCGGGACGCUGGAGGGUUUUUACACCACCGUGGACUUUGGGACAGGUGCCAAUAUCACAGCUGCUAUCCAAGUCCAGAGGAAGUUUGAGCCGAGAGGACCCUUGGUCAAUUCUGAAUUCUACACUGGCUGGUUAGACCACUGGGGUGCAGAGCAUUCGAGAGUCUCUACUCAGGCUGUGACCUCCUCACUCUAUAACUUGCUGGCCCUUGGGAUGAAUGUGAACAUGUACAUGUUCAUAGGGGGGACCAAUUUUGGCUUUUGGAAUGGGGCAAACAUGCCGUAUGCACCGCAGCCCACCAGCUACGACUACGAUGCCCCACUGAGCGAGGCCGGCGACCUCACAGAGAAAUACUUUGCUAUACGGGACGUUAUCCGAAAGUUUGAGAAAGUACCAGAGGGCCUUAUCCCUCCAUCCACACCAAAGUUUGCAUAUGGAAAAGUUACUCUGAGAAAGUUGAAGACAGUGGGAGAGGCUCUGGAUGUCCUGUCCCCCGCUGGGCCUGUGAAAAGCCUUUAUCCCUUGACAUUUGUCAAAGUGAAACAGUAUUUUGGGUUUGUGUUGUACCGAACAACACUUCCUGAAAAUUGCAGCAGCCCGACACCCCUCUCUGUACCCACUGGAGGAGUCCACGACCGAGCCUAUGUCUCUGUGAAUGGGGUCCCCCAGGGAAUCCUUGAGCGAGGCAAGGAGACCUCUCUGAACAUAACAGGAGUAGCUGGAGCCACUCUGGACCUGCUGGUGGAGAACAUGGGGCGUGUGAACUAUGGCAGAUAUAACAAUGACUUUAAGGGUUUGAUUUCUAACGUGACCCUCCACAACCGUGUCCUCACAGACUGGCUCAUCUUUCCCCUGAACACGGAGGACGCUGUGCGCAGCCACCUGGGGGGCAGGAGUGACCAUGGCAACAGAUGCUGCCGUAAGAGUGGUGACAAAAGGCCUCACAGUCCAUUGAACUUCACUCUCCCAGCCUUUCACGUGGGAAACUUCUCCAUUCCCACCGACAUCCCCGACCUGCCCCAGGACACUUUCAUCCAGUUUCCUGGCUGGACCAAGGGCCAGGUAUGGAUCAACGGGUUUAACCUGGGCCGCUAUUGGCCUGCACGGGGCCCCCAGAUGACCUUGUUUGUGCCACAAAACAUCCUGGUGACCUCGGUCCCCAACACUGUGGUCGUGCUGGAACUGGAGCGCUCGCCCUGUGAGGUCCCUGAGCUGUGCACCGUGGAGUUUGUGGACAAGCCAGUGAUUGGCAAGCUCGCUACCACAAAGGUGCCUAGGAAGAACUCAUGA